GUGUAAUUAUUAUGAAAUGGAAUUACUACUUAUCUGGGGAGAGGGAGGUUUAAGUUAAAUUGAAAAUGUUUGUUUUCUAUGUCCAUAGCCAUUAUGUCAUAUCGACGAUCAAAUUUUAUGGAGACGGACGAUAUGUUCCUCCAGUUUGAGGACGAUUUAGAUAAUAACAUCGCGGGAGGGUCAUCAUCUGUGGGCGACAAUACGGGGUCUUCUUCUCAACAAACGACUCCGACUCCUAGGAGACGUGUGCAGUCUCGACUCUUGGAGUUAAAGCGCCACGUUGCAAUAAAUGGGCGCAUUCCGAUGACGAUCGCCCCUGGAGCGGAGAAGCCUAUUUCUCCACACGCCGUUCGCUUCAGCCAGGCGAUAGGCGUGUGCGUGCGAAAGACAUUUCCCGUCCGCUGUCUUAAGUGGACGGACGUUGGGAGAGAAUACAUUGAGGUCGUCAAGGGCGACCUCCAGCGAUUCUUUGUGCUUGAUUUCAAUGAUCAAGCAAUGAACAGGUUUGUUGAGCAUCAGAUGCUCACGACCUUUAAAGAGUUCCGGGCCGACUGUCAUAAACAUUUCAAAAAGUACAGCGACCCGGAGGAGGCUCGUGCCAACCCACCAAACGCAUUGGUUGGACGUGAUGAGGAUUGGCACUUCCUCUGCGACCAUUAUAUCAGCCGUGCAUUCCAGGAGCAAUCACGGACAAACAAGGCUGCUAGACAGAAGCAGCCUUACAAUCAUAGUAGCGGGUCCAAGUCGUUUCUACAACGACAGUAUGAGCUCGCUGAAAGAAGAGGGCAGCCGGUCAAUCGUGUGGAAUUGUUCCGGGAAACACACGUUCGAGCUGGGACAUUCGUGUCGCAAGCCGCCGAGGAUGCGCAUAAUCAAAUGCUGGAACUCCAAUCCCAGCCUAUCCCAGAGGGUAGUCAGCCACUCUCUGAGGAUGAGAUAUGCGAUCAGGUGUUGGGUAGACGACCAGGCUACUCAAAAGGCCUUGGUUGGGGACCCAAGCCGAAGGCCCGCAGAACGGCAAGUGCAAGCAGUUCGUCGACAUCUUGUUCGCAGUCCACACAAAAAGAGAUUGAAUUACAAGCUAAACUUCAUGAAGCUUUGGAACGGAUUGAAGUACAAGAUAGAAAUCACCAAGCAUUAGCUUCACAAGUGGAAGCUAUGAAAAAGAUGAUUGAAGACCUAACUCGUGCACAACAGGGACCACCACAUGAUCCCUAGCUUCAUUAUGUUUAUGUUUUUUCUAUAUUGAGAACUAUAUUUUGUUGUAGUCAACUUAUUCGUAUUAUUAAUUUUAAUUCUAUUUUUUUAA
Cucumis melo (muskmelon) is the source of this 1309-nucleotide messenger RNA. RefSeq lists its product as uncharacterized. The transcript has 5 exons. The coding region runs from base 79 to 1218 and encodes 379 amino acids. Lineage: Eukaryota; Viridiplantae; Streptophyta; Magnoliopsida; Cucurbitales; Cucurbitaceae. The record is from RefSeq and is a predicted model, not a curated record.